AUGUCCAGCAAACCAGAGAUCGUCAUUGUGCCCGGCGCAUUCGGCACCCCGGCCGGCUUUGACAAGCUGGCCAAGCACCUGCACGCCGCCGGCCUGACGACGCACGGCGCCGCCUAUCCCAGCUGCAACCCCACAGACCCCGCGACGGCGAGCAGCGCCCGGGACAUUGCCCACGUCCGCGACCACGUCCUGCUCCCGCUCUUGGACGCCGGCAAGCACGUCGUCGUCCUGGUGCACUCGUACGGCGGUGUCGUGGGCGGCGCGGCGGCCCGGGGUCUCGACCGGCCGAGUCGCGCGGCUGCCGGUCUCGAGGGCGGCGUCGUGGGUCUCAUUUACAUGGUUGGAAAUAUUACGCUCGAAAACGAGACGCUGCUUGAGGCGGUUGGUGGAGCCUAUCCUCCGUUUAUCAAGGUCGGAAAGCCGGACAAGGGUCUUGCCAUUAUAGAGCCGGCCAUGGAUAUCCUGUACAACGACCUAGACCCCGGCCUCGAGCUCAAACUGUCCCAAAACAUGCAGCCUCACGCACUUCACGCGUUUGAGAGCAAGCCGUCUGCGCCCGCGUGGGCCGACGCGGCUUUUGAUGGCAAAAGGGCCUAUAUCCGCACCUUGGACGACAACUGCAACCCAUACGUUCUCCAAAAUAUGUGGAUUGAAAAGUCAAAAGUGGAAUGGGAGAUUGUUGAUUUCAAGUCGGGACACAUGCCUUUUGAGAGUCGCCCAGAGGAACUGGCCGGGGAGAUCGUCAAGCUCAUCAACAAGUUUGAGACUCUGUAA
Molecule: messenger RNA, 774 nt
Organism: Pestalotiopsis fici W106-1
Lineage: Eukaryota; Fungi; Ascomycota; Sordariomycetes; Amphisphaeriales; Sporocadaceae
Exons: 2
Coding region: 1-774 (257 amino acids)
Source: RefSeq, a predicted model, not a curated record